AUGGAGGAUUGGAUAUAUGUGGAGAGAAGGAAAAACAACAAAAAGAAAAAUCCCCAUGAGAGAUAUAUCGAAAUAGUAGGAGUAGAGAAGGCAGGCAAAAGUGAAGAACAAGAGAUUAACAAAAUCCUGUUGAGAAGAAGAACCAAAAGUCACAGCAAUAGCAAGAGGCACGGCAAUAGCAAGAUUCACAGCAAUCGCUUCUCUCCUUAUGUGCACGACACUGAUAAGUUACAUGGCGAGGAAACAAUGGAACCCUCGAUAGAGGAACAAAAACAAACAGAAAGGAUUUACAAUGAAGUAAAAAAAGUUAGCAACUGCUUAGAAAAGAGCAACUUUUUCGAAAAUUUUCAAAAAGAAUUUAUCAAAGUGGUUAAAGAGGGAAAUGUAAACAUAAAAUGUAUUAUUUGUUUGGGUCUGGGCUCUCUAACGGAUAUAAAUUGGAAUAACAGAAAAGCCUGUCUCCACCAGUUCAGUUUCAUAAUCCUGCUGAGAAAGAUAUAUAAUAUAGACAAAAUGUACAUUUAUGACCCAAAAAUUGGGAGUGUCGAUAAAAAUGUGUGUAAACGACUCAAUAUCCACGUGUUGUCAUGUUAUCAAGAAAUGAGUCGUAUGGGUGAAAUGCACCAAGGGGAAAGGGAUAGCCAUGGUGUCGAUAGUGGUGAUAAUGGCAAUAGUGGCGAUAAUGGCAAUAGUGGCAAUAAUGGAGACACUUCCACUUAUCAAGUUGGAGAUGACGAGACAAAUAUUCAAAUGGAAGGAAAAUGUGGAAGAGCUGUACACGUUGUUCCAAAGCCAAAUGCAAAUGAUCGAACGUUAUUGUUCAUGCCUCACUGUGAUGUGAGUGUGUAUGGCCAAGUGAUGCAUAACAUAUUUAGUUAUGAACUGUUGAGGUAUUCCAACAUUCAGUUUUCUCUUACUCUCGAAAAUACCAUUUUUCUUAGUAAUUCUUUUGAUUAUUACAAGGACCAUACCUACAUGUACAAACCAUUUGGAAUACCACAUUACGCCAUUCAGAUGAUAAGAAAUGGAAAAAAUAUUCCUAAGUAUAUCAAUGAAGUGAGGUUAAACAAUUUGGGGAAGCUGUUUAAAUUUGCCCAUUUUAUAUUUUACGUCUUCAAAUUUAUACAAGAGAAGAAAUUUCCAAUUUACUCUGAUCAUGUAUCAGCCUUUAAUGACCUGGCUAUCAUAACAUUUGAGACAAUACCGGAUAAGUUAACCUUUUGGUUAACCACUUUAGAAUUUGUAUGUACAGACGACCCCAAGUGA
Messenger RNA from Plasmodium gonderi, 1266 nucleotides. RefSeq lists its product as hypothetical. The coding region runs from base 1 to 1266 and encodes 421 amino acids. The transcript has a single exon. NCBI's taxonomy places the organism in Eukaryota, Apicomplexa, Aconoidasida, Haemosporida, Plasmodiidae. The record is from RefSeq and is a predicted model, not a curated record. Gene Ontology annotation, cellular component: nucleus; cytoplasm. Gene Ontology annotation, biological process: microtubule-based process.